AUCCGAAGUGUCCCGGGACUCCGAGCUGCUUCUCUCCUGCUCCCCUCCACUUCUUCUUUAGGAUUUUGUUUCUCAGGGAUGGCCGCAUCUGUUCUGGAGGUAGGGAAUGUAAUUGAAGACGCACGCUAUGGCUCCAGUCCUCUGGCUAUGCUAACCGCUACCUGUAACAAGUUUGGUAGCACCAGCCCCAUCAGGGAUUCAGCCACACCUGGUAAAACCGGCAGCUCUCCGAUAAAGAAGCAGUACACCAUGACCUCUGAUCUUCAGACAGCUAAGAACGGGCGGACUUUAGAUGGCAGUGGCCUGGCAGACUCCUACACUGGCUCAUUCACCACAGCUGGAGGAGGUGGUGGGCUGCUUACUCCCACUGGAAGCCCUCCUCCCUCUGCCGGAGGCUACGCUUCCGAAUACAACCCUUUCUCCCACUCCUUCCAGACCUCAGCCUCUCAGGACCCAUCUCUUUUAGUGUCCAAGACCCACGCUACAGCUGACUGUCUCACCAGUGUCUAUACCUCGCUGGAUAUGACACACCCUUAUGGCUCCUGGUAUAAGGCCGGAAUCCACCCUGGUAUAACUGCUGCUCCUGCUAAUGCCACGUCCUCCUGGUGGGACGUCCACUCCAACUCCAACUGGCUGUCAGCGACUCAGAACCAGGCCGAUGGAGGUCUGCAGGCUUCUCUUCAGCCCGUGGCACCACAGGCAUCCCUUAGCCCACAGCUGCCAAGUUACAGCUCUGACUUUACACAACUCAACCCAGCUCCUUACCCUUCUGUGGGACUGGGCUCCUCCUCACAUCUCCUCCAACCUACCCAGCACAUGCUGCCCCAGGACAUGUACAAGCCCAAGCCUGUGCCAAGCGCAGGGCUAAUUGAGAAUCCCAUGGGCCUUAAGCCUGCUAGGGGAUCAGGGGGUUAUGGUGGAGGGGCUACACCCAGCAGGUCUUCAUGUGACUGCCCCAACUGCCAGGAGCUGGAGAGGCUGGGCGCUUCAGCAGCAACCCUCAGGAAGAAACCAGUCCACAGUUGCCACAUUCCAGGCUGUGGGAAAGUCUACGGCAAGGCCUCCCACCUAAAGGCUCACCUGCGCUGGCACACCGGCGAACGGCCCUUCGUCUGCAACUGGCUGUUCUGUGGGAAACGCUUCACCCGCUCAGAUGAACUGGAGAGGCAUGUGCGCACCCACACGCGAGAGAAGAAGUUUACUUGUCUUCUGUGCAACAAACGUUUCACACGCAGCGACCACCUCUCCAAGCAUCAGAAAACCCAUGCCGACUCCGCCAUACAGGGCAAAGCUGUAGGCGUGGAGGGAGACGCCGAUCCUCGGAGCGAAGAGACCGCAGAGCUCAACUCCAACACCGUCCCCACCAAUCCAGUCACUGACCAAAUCACCAACGGCGAAGAGAAGAGUGGAGCACCUAAUGGAGUGGAAAACAGCAGUGGGUUGUUGGAGAUCUAACCCCAACAAGUCCUCUAUGCAAUACACGUUUGCCAUAUUACAGAUUUGUUUUAAUGGAGAAAAUUUUACUUGUCUAAUAAAAAAAGAAAAUAAGGUAUAUUUGUCCUCAAACUACACAUAGAAGUUUAGAAAAGACUAAAUAUGCUAAAUACGUGAACGUUACAAGAAAAUGUUUUAUUUCUUCUGAACCACACAAACAAGGAAAAAAAAUAUGCAAGCUCUGUAAAAGCACAUGUGGACAAAUUCACACACACACACACACACAGACUCGCACAAUCAAACUCCAAGGUAUAAGAACACAGAUGCACACAUGGACACACUUGCACGCACAAAAAUAACUUUGAGCAAAUGUGUAAGCAUAUAUAAUGCAUUCAUGCAUUCAAGGGUAGCCACAAAAGCAUGCCUGUUCAGACACACAUAAAAGUAAACAUUGUCAUGUGAACAUUGAGUAGUCUGCACACAUUUUCUGCCUUUCAAAUGAGACAAACCACUGGGGGGGAAAUGUAAUCUGCAAAAGCAGAAGGAAAAGAGCUCUGAGGCUGCAAACAGAACGUGGCUUUAGAACAAGACUUAUGGUUGGGAUGAUGGAACUCGUGUAGCUUUGCCUGCUUGAAGAGAAAUCUGAUUUACAGCCAUACUUUCAUACAUAUUCAUUAUUAUAAGUGGACAGUCUCGCUUACAGUUCUUCUGUACAUUAUACUGCAGGUGUCAUAUUACACUUUUUACUGUUUGCUUCUUUCCAUGUCUAAUUUAAUUUUAUAUUUACACAAAUGAUCUAAUUUAAGUCUUAAAUUAUGUACGUGAAAGAUUAUCUUGCAUCCCGCAGGAAAUAUUAUACCUAAAAAAAAUGAAUGGGUAAAGCC
Messenger RNA from Nematolebias whitei (Rio pearlfish), 2318 nucleotides. RefSeq names its product Sp7 transcription factor (gene sp7). Gene Ontology annotation, biological process: regulation of transcription by RNA polymerase II. The coding region runs from base 79 to 1455 and encodes 458 amino acids. Gene Ontology annotation, molecular function: RNA polymerase II cis-regulatory region sequence-specific DNA binding; DNA-binding transcription factor activity, RNA polymerase II-specific. The record is from RefSeq and is a predicted model, not a curated record. The transcript is spliced from 2 exons. NCBI's taxonomy places the organism in Eukaryota, Metazoa, Chordata, Actinopteri, Cyprinodontiformes, Rivulidae.